Messenger RNA from Closterium sp. NIES-67, 4380 nucleotides. Lineage: Eukaryota; Viridiplantae; Streptophyta; Zygnematophyceae; Desmidiales; Closteriaceae. The record is from the annotation of a GenBank genome assembly.
AUACUUUCUGAAGUCUGCCAGUUCCCUGAGAGGCACGCGCUGGGGUAGAAUCGACCAGCAGUAUUUAUUCGUUUCUCAUGUCGAUAUCAGCGCCGUGCCGCGCAUGCUAACUCCUGUCGGCAUUUCCGGCGGGAAAUCGAAGCCGUCUCGUGCUGUAUAGUUUUCAGACGUUGACUUGGUCCUUACGAGCUAUGACACAAACGCAGUCAGAGGCGACGUGGGUGGUGGAGGUGACCAAGUACAAGGACGUCAGCAAGGAUGCGCUCAGCGUCGCCAUGGCAGAUCUCGAGGCGGAGGUGUCGCGGGGAAACGGGCCGAUCACCAUUCUGCUCGUGCACGUCAUGACCGAGGUCCCUUGCUCCCGCGGCAUGGACCUCCCCGCGAGCGAGGUGGACCCGAAGACGGCGCUGGAGCACGGCAGGCGCCUCGUCGAGGUCAUGCUCCGCCCGCUGCUCGCGCACGCCAAAACCAGGAAGGUGCACUGCAACGCGUCCAUCGAGCGCAACGACCGCAAGGAGCUGGGGCUGUGUGCUGCGGCGCGCCGAGCCAACGCGCAGCGCGUCUAUGUGGGCCUGCGCAAGAAGCUGCUGGGGUGGUCGUCGUCAGCGUCGUCGCACUACGAGGCGGGGCUGCCGCCGUCGUGUCUGCUCGUGCUCGUGCAGGCCGCCAAGCUGCUGCAGUCGCUGCCGGGCGCGGGCGGGGACUCGCCGUUCUUCGUCGUGCCGCUCAACGCCUUCAUCUUCUGCCGCUACAACGCCCCCGCUGCCCCCGCCUCCGCCGCGCCCGCCUUGUCCGCGCCGCUCUCAGGGUCGGGGUCCGCCACGCCGGACUCAGAGCACCUCUCAGGGUCGCGCAUCAAUGCGCAGUUGCUGCUCGCCCCACAGGCAGCGGCCAUGGGCGCGGCGGAGGCGGCGCUGGCAGGGCACCGCGCGUCGUCGUCCCUGUCGCACGUGGAGGGGGACGAUCUGCUGCAGUCGCCGCACCAGGCGCGCUCCUCCAGCGCGCGCUUCUCCCUUGCGCCCGGCGCGCUCGACACACCCACCGCUGCGGGCGUGGCGGGCGUGGGAGGCACGUGGGGGACGGGGUCGCUAGGCACGUCACCCAUGGUGCCAAGGGGGGGUUUAGGAGGGGCAGGGUUGGGGCCGGGGCUGGGAGCAGGCAUGGGGGAGAGCAGAGCAGGCAGCAACGGAGGCCUGCAUGGCGCGCUGAUGGGCGGCGCAGGGGGCGCUGCAGCUGCUGCCGUGUCCCCCGCCAUGCAACCCACGCCCCACCUCUCCCUGUCCCCGCCGCCCCCUGCCUCUGGCCACGCGCGCGCGUGCCAGCAGCAGAGGGUGCUGGCGGCGUGCAGCACGGACCCGCUCUCAGACAGGCCGCGCCACGCCCCCACUGCGCGCGCCUGUGACUCGCCCGCACCUCUCUGCGCCGGGCCCUGUGGGGGUGGUGCCGCCUGUGGGGGGGAUGGCGUGAAUCUGUUGGCGGGGGCGGGGAGGGGGGCAGAGCAGCUACGGCCAGGAGUGAUCUACUCGUCCGUGGAGGACACGAGUGACGGGGGGGGGAAGGCGGGGGGCGGCAGUGGCAGCGCGGCCGACCAGAGCGGCGGCAACGCAGCCUUCCUGGCGGACCUUGGCGCCUGCACGUCCUCCUCCCUGCAGGAGGAGCGCAUGGCCAGUUUGCGCGCCAUGCUGCCGGUUGAUGCGUCCACGGGGCACACCUCAUCCAACGUCUCCGCCUUUUCCUCCGUGGAGUUCCCCGGCCUUGCUGCCGCCACCCUGGCUGCUGACGCCCUUGCAGCUGACUAUCGUCCUGGGGUGGCAGCAGCAGCCAUAGCCGAGACUCUCGCCCAUCACCACCAUUCGCACCACCCCUCGCUGCUGCCCCUUCCCCCCGCGCCCCCCCUGGACGACGCCGCCUUUCAUCGCACCCUCUCCGACGCCGCCCGCCCAAAGUCCGGCCUGCCGCCCGCACGCGCCGCAGCGAGGGACUCAGGAGGGGGUGUGGUGGGAGUGGGGGGGGGAAGUGGCGCAGGCGGGGCGCGCGAGCCGGUGCGGUCGAGCAGCGCCAGCGCCAUGCCGCUGGACGCCGCUGCUGCCGCCGCCGCUGCUGCCGCCGCUGCCGUGGCCUACUCGGGCGCCUCCCCUGCGUCCACAGGUCGCCUCACCCCGCCCCUCCACGCCGGAAGGGAGAGCCCAGGCGGGCGGCGAGUGGCCUUCCACGUGGGGCUGGCGGGCGGUGGUGCUGCCAGCAUGCAGGGGGGCGAGGUGGCGGGGCAGAGGGCGGAGCAAGGGGUGGGCACGGAGGUAGAGGGCAAUGGUGGUGGGGAUGGGGAUGGAGGGGGAGGGGGAGGGGGCAUGCGGUCGCUGCUGGCGGACGAGCUGGCGCUGCUGGAUGAGGAGGAGGAGGCGGCAGGGGGGGGUGGGGAGGAGCGGUGGGAGGGCAAGGCAGUGAGCAGCAAUAGAGCGGCAGAGGCUGGCGCAGAGACACGCGGCAGUGAAAACAAGUCAGAGCGGUUUCUCUCGCAGCAGCUGCGUCUCUUGCAGCUGAGUGGGCCGCACUGCACUCUCUCCUCCGACUCGCCUGUGCCCGUGCUGCCGGACACAGCAUCGGGGGGGGAGGCGGCUCGCCCGGUGGCAGAGAUGGAGGCGCCUGGGCAGGCGGGGGCGGCGCCCAGCAGCCGCUUCUCGUCGCGCUUCUCGUCAUCGCGGCCCGCCGCCGCUGUCUCCUCGCUGCUGCCUCCCGUGGCGGCAGGCUUCAGCGCGAGCGGGGCCGGUGGGGGGCACAGUGUGGGCGCACACAGCAUGGGGCAGAUGGACCUGCGCGGGCUGGGCGGGGGGGGCGACGGCUUUGACUGCCGCCUCUUCACGCCCAAGCAGCUGGAGAAGGCGACGCGCGGCUACGCGCGGGAGAACCUGCUGGGGCGGGGUUCGUUUGGGUACGUGUUCCGGGGCGAGAUGCUGGGGUGCAAGGUGGCGGUGAAGCGGCUGGAGGGGCAGGGGUGGCAGGGGCCGGACGAGUUCCGCAUGGAGGUGGAGGUGCUCAGCCGCAUGCGCCACCCCAACAUCGUGCUGCUCAUGGGCUGCUGCGUCGAGGAGAUGGCGCUCAUCUACGAGUUCCUUUCGGGCGGCACACUGCAGGACAAGUUGGGCCCGCCCAAGUCUCCCGACGCCGUGCCUCUGUCGUGGGUGGACCGCCUGCGCAUCUUCUCGGAGAUCUCCUCGGCGCUGCUCUACCUGCACCAGAACGAGCCGCCCAUCGUGCACCGUGACCUCAAGCCGGACAACAUCCUGCUGGACGGGCACAUGAUGAGCAAGAUCGGCGACGUGGGGCUGGCGCGCCUGCUGUGCGCCGACGACGUGAUGACAAUGAAGGUGCGCGGCACAGCGGGGUACAUCGACCCCGAGGAGGUGGAGACGUGUGAGAUCAGCGUGCUGUCCGACAUCUACGCCUUGGGGCUCAUCCUGCUGCAGCUGCUCACGGGGCAGAAGAGUGUCAAGGCCGUGCACCGCAUGCUGGCCGACGCCACCGCGCACCAGGGCCGGCCUGGCCAUGGCCGGGGCGCGGCGGUGGCGGCGGAGGUGGUGCUGCGGUACCUGGACAGUGCGGCGGGCGACUGGCGCCUGGACCUGGCAGAGCAGGUGGCAGCGCUGGCGGUGCGGUGCGCUGAGCGGCGGCGGGAGAACCGGCCCGACCUGGCGGAGGAGAUCCACCCCACGCUGGUGCGCGUGGCGGGCGAGGCGGCGGCGGAGGAGAAGCGGCGCAAGAAGCGCAUCGACUCGCAGUUCAUCUGCCCGCUCUCCAAGGAGGUGAUGAAGGACCCGGUGGUGGCGGCGGACGGCUUCACCUAUGAGCGCGACCACAUCGCGCGCUGGAUGGCGUCGUCCGCGCUCUCGCCGUCUACGGGGCAGCCGCUGCCGCACACGUGCCUCACGCCCAACAAUGUGCUCAAGAACCUCAUCGCCUCCCACAAGUUCCACUGACACCCCCCCUGCCCUCCCACAAGCUCCACUGACGCCCCCCCUGCCGCCCCGCGCUCUGCGCCACAAGGAGACGGGUGGGAAACUGAGAGGGAGCGCAUAUUUCCUAGAAAAAGGGUUUCUGCGGUGCCACGUCGCCCCGCCAUCUGUUGGUAUGCCCUCACCUCGUGCAGGGUCCAGGUGCCCAUCAGCCUUUGUAGAUGCGGCAUUCUUUUCAGGGAAUGAAGAAGCAGAUGGCAGCUUUCAACUGCCUGUAAUAAUCUGUUAGUCUUCUCCUGCAGUUCUUCAACAGGCAUUUUACUGCAGCUGUAGUUAACUGCAUGCACAACCAGCGAGCAGUUAGACAGGAAAUCGUUGCUGAUCUUGCACCUGGACCCUUAUCAUAUUAUAAUAUGAGGUUGCUAUCGAA